Mesorhabditis spiculigera is the source of this 600-nucleotide messenger RNA. The record is from the annotation of a GenBank genome assembly. Lineage: Eukaryota; Metazoa; Nematoda; Chromadorea; Rhabditida; Rhabditidae.
AUGCCCGAGAAACCGACUUUCAUAACAAACCAAAAGCUGCCAUCCGACGUCCAGCUCGAGAUGUUCCGGCAGGACAAUCCGGAACCCAGCUUCAUCACAACCAGCGCCGGCGCUCCGGUCCAUCAGAAGAAAGCUGUGCUGACGGCUGGGCCAAGAGGGCCUAUGCUAAUGCAGGACUUUGUCUUCAUGAAUGAAAUGGCGCAUUUUGACAGGGAACGGAUUCCGGAAAGGAUUGCGCACGCCAAGGGUGGAGGUGCCCACGGAUUCCUCGAAAUCACGCACGACAUCACAAAAUAUUGCAAGGCUCAUUUCCUGGCGGAGCUCGGCAAGAAAACACCGUGUUUUAUUCGACUCUCUACUGUUGCCGGCGACCAGGGCUCAGCGGAUACGGUACGCGAUGUGAGGGGAUUUGCCCUGAAAGUGUACACCGAGGAGGGGAACUGGGAUAUGGUUGGAAUCAACACCCCAACCUUUUUCAUCCGCGAUGGAAUCUUCUUCCCCUCCUUCGUCCACAGCCAACAACGGAACCCAAAGACGCAUUUUAAGGACGUAAAUGCAAUGUUCGACUUUUACAGCCUGCGCCCGGAAUCGAUACACCAG